AUGCUUUAUCUUUUGAUACAAGUUAAUGAGAGUAUCAAGUGUGUCAUCCCUGAAUGUAUAGUGAGUAUAGAAUCUACAGCUAAUAAGUUUAGUGACCUUUUUGGUGCUAUUAUGACAGGACAAUAUGAUAAUAGAGAGAUGCAAGUUUUUGUUAGAAGAAAAAAGUCCAAAAGUUGGCGAGAAGUUGAUAAUAGUUUAAAUAGUGAUCUAAAAAUAUUAGAAGUUUUUGGAUUUUUGCAAGUUAGAUUUUGCCUUAUUGUCAAUAUAAAUUCAGAUACGCCAGCUCUAACUCAAAGCAAACCAAAUGCUUUUAGUAUUUUAAUGAAAAAUUUAAGACAAACAUUACUUCCUCAAUAUUGUAUAGAACAUAAUAACUAUAAUUGA
This is a messenger RNA of Funneliformis geosporum, 384 nucleotides long. The record is from the annotation of a GenBank genome assembly. Lineage: Eukaryota; Fungi; Glomeromycota; Glomeromycetes; Glomerales; Glomeraceae.